AUGCGCACGAACCCGACUGUUCCCAAGACUGGCACAGAUGGAUUGAGAUCGGUCCCGGCCCCGGAUCAUGGCGGCCAGAAUGCGCGACAGAAUUUGUUGACGCCGCCGACGGAAGGGCCUUCCCACCGCGACAGCUGCUCACCCGCUGGCCGAGAUUCUCAGGCAAUUCUCCCGGAGAGCUCGGCAGGCAUCGAUCGGCAAGGGGAUUCAGCACCACCGUCAGAACAUGCUCGCGGUAGUCGUCUAACGGGAGGAUUCGGAAUCUUGAGCCCACGUCAUAGGCUGCAGGUAACGGGACCGUCAGCCAUGACAAGCCAACGCAACGAGUCUAGUGUGGUAGAGCCACCAGACACCCAUUCAAGUUUUCGGGCACGGAUGCCAACGAGCGGUGAGGUGGUCCAAAGAUCGCCUCUGUCAAUGUGCAAUCUGCCCGAGUCCAACAUCGCUCCCCAGGUCUCGGAGCAGCUUACUUCAACAGGCGUUGCCAAAAAGCGGAAAGCAGACACAAGUGAGUUGGCCGAACGAACAGUCUCUCCAAUGACCUCUUCAACAGUCGUUGCCAAAAAGCGGAAAGCAGACACAAGUGACUCGGCCGAACGAACAGUCCCUCCAAUGACUUCUUCACCACGCUUACCAAGCCCCCAUUCCUCGUCACCCGUGUCACAUACAGCCUCCCUACAAGCAUCACUCCCCAAAUCCCGGCACAGUCUCGAGAGGACAGGCCAACAGGCACUACAACUCUAUGAUGCGAAUUUUAGUUCCUCGACUUCGUUGGCGAAUGGGCAGCAGCACCCGAUGCCCCCUGUGCAGUUAUCCCGAACAGGACCACCCGCAACAGAAUCUCAUCCUCAUUACUGUGCAUUUGUCGAGGAUUCGGUGGUACUCCGGGAAUGUGUUCAGGGAACCGAUUAUAUAAGUAAUUGGAAUGUGCACAUUUCAGAAGACCAAUGGAAGCGGAAAUCAACUCGUACUCAAACCAAGGUGGAACAGACUGGUUCUGGAGAAAGCUGUGUCUCGAAGGGCAGUUUGGAGUUCACGCUGAGAUCGGUUCUUGUCGACGGGGACGGAAGGCAACCCUUUAUACCCACUCAGUCAGACUUUCAUCGUCGUACGUCCAAGUGGCCGAAAUAUUUGGCCGUAUCGAUCAACGAGGAAUUUGACACCACCCCUAUCCCCUAUGAUGGCGUCAUUGAUGUGACCCAUUUAUUGAGAGAGGGCGACAAUCAAGUCACGAUUUCGACCUGGGAACUUGGUGAGACGUUUAUGUAUCUCAUUGCACUUGAGAUCACGUGGGUGGGGACUUACGAGGAGAUGAAAGACAUGCCGACUCGAAUCCCUGCGGCAGACGUUAUUGGGACGAUUACGGAGUUCUUGCGGAGCAGAAGUGAUGGACUUAACGGCGAUGAUUUGAUCGACCCCAACCCAGUCAUGGGCAUUAACCUGAUUGACCCACUCACGCCUGAAAUCUGGAGAACACCAGUCCGAGGCAGGGGGUGUCAACACCACGAAUGUUUCGACCUAGAAGUAUUUCUGUCCAGUCGUGCUCGCGACUUUGCUGAAGGGGGUCUAACGCGUCCCGACCAAUGGAGGUGUCCCAUAUGCAGAGGUGAUGCACGUCCCAGCUUGCUUGUGAUUGACGAAUUUUUACUAGGUGUACGGAACAGUCUCGAGGAGAACAACCAAUUGGAUGCACGCCGAAUUCUUGUCAAAGAAGGUGGCUCUUGGGAACCACUCUUUGGGUCCCCGUCCUCCAGAUACCCGUCGACUCUUCCAUCGUGA
Molecule: messenger RNA, 1779 nt
Organism: Fonsecaea erecta
Lineage: Eukaryota; Fungi; Ascomycota; Eurotiomycetes; Chaetothyriales; Herpotrichiellaceae
Exons: 1
Coding region: 1-1779 (592 amino acids)
Biological process (GO): protein sumoylation
Molecular function (GO): SUMO ligase activity; zinc ion binding
Source: RefSeq, a predicted model, not a curated record